Messenger RNA from Sphaeroforma arctica JP610, 1586 nucleotides. RefSeq lists its product as hypothetical. The record is from RefSeq and is a predicted model, not a curated record. Lineage: Eukaryota; Ichthyosporea; Ichthyophonida. Gene Ontology annotation, cellular component: mitochondrion; cytoplasm. Bases 114 to 1520 code for a protein of 468 amino acids. Gene Ontology annotation, molecular function: ATP hydrolysis activity; ATP binding. The transcript is spliced from 12 exons.
GUGCCGGUCCGGGUAUUUAGGCGCAUAUUUUAUUAUAUUUACGUACCAAGUGGCGUAGAGUAUCACAGUGCUGUAUAUUUAGUUCUCUUAUCGCAUUCGAUCGGACUGUGGAUAUGAAGCACUUCAAUGGGCUACACAGUUUAGCGGGAACAGGCGCACUGCAACGGGCCCUAUUGUCCAGGAAAUAUGCUCCACUACACAAUGGGAGGUUUGUAAUACCGCCAAGGCUAACUGAUCGGGUGGACUGUUCUCCUAGGAGUCGCUUCUACUCAACUUCAAACGAAACGCCACUGCAACGGUAUGAUAGUAUGGUGAGGAGCUCUCAACUCAACGGAGAUGAAUAUCAGCGCAAAAUCGUCAGCCAUCUAGAUGAAUUAUACCACACUGUUCUGAAUUAUGAACCAACUUCGACACCCGAACCUCCCACUGGUUUGCUAUCGAUGUUCGGGAUGGGCAAAUCAGAGCCAGAAGUGACGGCGCCCAAAGGAUUGUAUCUGUUUGGUAGCGUUGGAACAGGGAAGACCAUGCUUAUGGAUCUUUUUUAUGAUCAAGUGCCGGUGCAGAAGAAGAGGCGGAUACACUUCCACGCAUUUAUGCAGGAAUUCCAUUUAAGGGUACAUAAAUGGAAAAGCAAUGGUGAAAACAAAACUUCAUUCGAUCCUAUACCUCCGAUUGCUGAGGCCAUAGGCAGAGACACAUGGUUGUUGUGCUUCGACGAGAUGCAGGUCCAUGACAUUGUCGAUGCCAUGAUACUGAAAAGGCUCUUCACUCAUUUGUUUAAGAAUGGAGUUGUGGUUGUAGCAACGUCUAAUCGCCACCCCGAUGAGCUAUACCUGGGUGGGCUACAAAGGGCUGGGUUCCUACCGUUUAUCGAAGUCUUGAAGGAAAGAUGCAAAGUGUACUCGUUGAACUCUGGUCUAGAUUACAGGAAAGCAGAGAAGUCACAAGCUAAUACAUACGUGAGCGACCCGAUGGAGCUGGAGAAGCUCUUCAUAAAGCUUGCGGGAUCGUCGACGCAAGAGUCUGAGGCUGUGGAGCUGACGGUGUAUGGUCGACCUGUACGCGUUCCCAGGUCGGUGGGCAAUGCCUGCUACUUUACGUUCUCAGAAAUUUGCAAGAAGGAACACAGCGCUGCUGAUUACCUGGAAAUAUGCCGUCAAUAUGAGACCAUCUUCGUAGAGGACGUACCCGUCAUGACACUGGCUCAGAAAAUAGAGGCUCGGCGCUUUAUUACUCUCAUCGAUACCAUAUACGAUAGCAAGUGCAAAUUUGCCUGCUCAGCUCGUGAAGAUCCCAGACAUCUAUUCCAACUGGACGGAGAACUGUCAUGGCAGCAAAGAGAGGCUAACAGAGGACUUAUGGAUGACCUUGGAAUAGGGACGGAUAAUGCCACAGCCAGCGUUUUUACCGGCGGGGACGAGAAGUUCGCCGCAGAAAGAUGCAUUUCAAGAUUAAUCGAGAUGCAGUCCGAACAAUAUUGGCAAACGACGUGGUGUCAGGGCACUAAAUUAGCAUCCUGAAUAGUAAUUAAGCCUUUUACUUUAGAAUGAUCAAUUGGUAACGAUAAUAAACAAAUGAAAACCAAC